CCGGGGUAACGGGAGCGGUCCUGGCCGCGAGCUUCCCUGAGUUUGUAACGGAGGAACAGUUAGAACCGAUUUGGGAGUCCUGGCGGUAUUCUGUGCUCCCUAGUCAACUACCAGCUUUCCCAAGCCGUUCCUACAGCGACUGCUGCCCCGCGCGCUGGGGGCGUAUUGGAGCCCUGCUCAGAAGCUCCAGGGUCAGCAUGCCGAAGGCAAGAGGAAGAACAAGUCGGAUCCGAAGGCGGAAACGCUUCAAAAGUUCUCCAACAAGAGGAGUGAAUGAGAGCUGCAAGUCUGAAUUUAUAGAUCUAAGGAAAUGGCUGAAAGAAAGGAAUUUUGAAGAUAGGAACUUAGCACCGGCUCACUUUCCAGGCACGGGAAGGGGCCUGAUGAGUACAGCUGGCUUGCAGGAGGGGAGGAUGCUCAUAUCACUGCCUGAGCGCUGCCUGCUCACCACGGACACGGUGAUGCGAAGUUACUUGGGGGCGUACAUCACCAAGUGGAAGCCGCCGCCGUCUCCCGUGCUGGCUCUGUGCACGUUUUUAGUUUCAGAAAAGCACGCCGGGGACCGGUCUCCGUGGAAGCCGUACCUGGAUGUUUUGCCCGAGUCCUACACCUGCCCCGUUUGUUUGGAGCCUGAAGUGCUGGAUCUGCUGCCCCGACCCUUACAAGCGAAGGCCGAAGAGCAGAGGGCUCGCGUGCGGGAGUUUUUUGCUUCCUCCAGAACCUUCUUCUCUUCCCUGCAGCCUCUGUUUGCAGCGCCCGUGGACAGCAUCUUCAGCUACAGCGCCCUCCUGUGGGCCUGGUGCACCGUCAACACCAGAGCCGUGUACCUGAGACGCGGGCAGCGGGAGGGCCUGUCCGCCGAGCCUGACACCUGUGCCCUUGCUCCAUUCCUGGACUUGCUGAACCAUAGCCCGCACGCCCAGGUAGAAGCAGGAUUUAAUGAGGAGACUCGUUGUUAUGAAAUCAGAACGGCUUCAAGGUGUAGAAGGUACGAAGAGGUUUUCAUCUGCUACGGCCCGCAUGACAACCAGCGGCUGCUCCUGGAGUACGGAUUCGUUUCUGUCCCUAACCCUCACGCUUGCGUUUAUGUCUCAACAGAAAUACUUGUUAAAUAUCUUCCAUCAACCGAUAAACAGCUAAACAAAAAGAUUUCCAUUUUAAGGGACCAUGGCUUUAUUGAAGAUCUGACGUUCGGUUGGGAUGGACCGUCUUGGAGGUUGCUCACAGCUCUCAAGUUGUUAUGUCUGGAACCUGAAAAAUUUAUGUGCUGGAAGAAGAUACUGCUUGGAGAAGUCAUUUCAGAUACAAAUGAGAAGGCGAGUUUGGAUAUAACCCGGCGGAUAUGCUGUGACUUCAUAGAGGAGACUUCCGCUGUGCUUCAGAAGAUUGCCCGCAGAAAGGUGGACAGUGUGGCAUUGCUGCCCCAGCUGGCUCUGGUGGAGGCGUUGCGGACAGAAGAGCUGCAGAUCCUCAAGGCAUCCGCCGGGAUCCUGGAUGUGAACUUCAGGAGCGUCUCUGAGGACAGAGCAGUGCCUGUUCCGGGGUGUGGAAGGAAGCCUGCAGGGCAGAACCGGCGGUGGGCCACGAGUGAGUGAUGGUGGCUGUGUAGCUCUGUCCAGUAAACAGCAGGCCUGGAGCAAGCACCAGUGAAGUCCUGACUUGUGGGACCGGGGAGACCAAGGAGCCAGCCGCCAGCUGCCAGCCAGAACUCGGGGGUUGGCAUUGUGCCCAGCAGCGGGCAAAGGGUAGGCCUUGUGCUUUCACAAUUCCCUGGAUCCCACUGACCUAAGCACAGGUCGGCAGUCGGUGGCCCUGGGUGGCAGUGUUAGCCCAUGCGGCCUCAGCCUUCAGUCCCACCUGCUGUGGAGGCACUGACUUGCAUGUUGAGGAGCUCUGGGGGACACAAAAGGCCCCCAUCAACCUGCUCCUGGCCUUUGGUGCAGCCAGGGCAGGGCCGACGAGUCACUCUGAGGGAGAAGGCCUGGCUCAACCUCCAGCUCUUCCGUCUUGAGCUCUGGUGUCCAGGACAGGCUCUUGCCCACUGCACCCUGUGCUGGGGUGAGCGUAUCUGCUGGUGUCUGGGGCUCAGUGGGGACCACACCUAGAACCACGGUGAACCUUGGGCCUCUGUUCUUCCUGUUGGCUUUGUUUUUGUCCAUCCCAGUCUCAGGGUGGGGAGAGCAGGGAGUCACUCCCUAACUGUCAGCCACCUGCAGAGGUCCUGGAGCCAUACCCACACAGGCUGGGGUGGUCUGUGCUGAGGGUG
Molecule: messenger RNA, 2266 nt
Organism: Ochotona curzoniae (black-lipped pika)
Lineage: Eukaryota; Metazoa; Chordata; Mammalia; Lagomorpha; Ochotonidae
Gene: SETD4
Product: SET domain containing 4
Exons: 12
Coding region: 198-1595 (465 amino acids)
Biological process (GO): peptidyl-lysine dimethylation; peptidyl-lysine trimethylation; peptidyl-lysine monomethylation
Molecular function (GO): histone H3K36 methyltransferase activity; transcription coactivator activity; protein binding
Source: RefSeq, a predicted model, not a curated record